This is a messenger RNA of Miscanthus lutarioriparius, 1434 nucleotides long. Lineage: Eukaryota; Viridiplantae; Streptophyta; Magnoliopsida; Poales; Poaceae. The record is from the annotation of a GenBank genome assembly.
AUGGGGGGCGACGCCAGCACCAUCGAGGGGGCGCCGCUCCUCGGCGGCCGGCAGGCCUCCAACGACCUCGACACCCCGCCGGUGCGCACCGCGGAGGACGCCGCGCGCAUGGUCUGGGACGAGUCCAAGCGCCUCUGGGGCAUCGGCCUGCCCAUCGCCGUGGGCAUGCUCAGCAUGUACGCCAUCAGCUCCAUCACCCAGAUGUUCAUCGGCCACCUCGGCAACCUCCCGCUGGCCGCCGCCUCCAUUGGCCUCUCCGUCUUCUCCACCUUCGCGCUCGGCUUCCUCCUCGGCAUGGGCAGCGCGCUCGAGACGCUCUGUGGCCAGGCCUUCGGCGCCGGCCAGGUCGCCAUGCUCGGCGUCUACCUCCAGCGCUCCUGGCUCACCCUCGUCGCCGCCUGCGUCCUCAUGACGCCCCUCUUUGUCUUCGCCGAGCCGCUGCUCCUGCUCCUCGGCCAGGACGCCGACGUCGCGCGCGAGUCCGCCAGCAAGUUCCUCCAGGCGCAGAGCAAGGUCACCGUGCCCGCCUACAUCGGCUUCGGGGCGCUCCUCGCCAACGUCCUCCUCAACUACCUCUUCGUCUACGUGCUCGGCUGGGGCCUCCCCGGCGCCGCCGCCGCCUACGACGUCGCCCACUGGAUCAUCGCGCUCGGCCAGAUCGCCUACAUCGUCGGAUGGUGCAAGGACGGCUGGAGGGGAUGGUCCGCCGCCGCCUUCCGCGACAUCUGGGCGUUCGUCAGGCUCUCGCUCGAGUCCGCCGUCAUGCUCUGCCUCGAGAUAUGGUACAUGAGCACCAUCACCGUGCUCACCGGCGACCUCGAGAACGCGCAGAUUGCCGUUGACUCGCUAGGCAUAUGCAUGAACAUAAACGGAUGGGAGGGCAUGAUCUUCAUCGGCCUCAAUGCUGCUAUCAGUGUCCGGGUCUCCAAUGAGCUUGGCUCCGGCCGUCCAAGGGCCGCAUGGAACGCCGUCAUGGUGGUCGUCGGCGAGGCGCUGCUGAUCGGGAUCGUGUGCAUGGCACUCAUCCUCAUCUUCAGAGACAGCUUCUCCAUCAUAUUCACCAGCGACGCCACGCUGCAGCGAGCCGUCGCCAAGAUCGCCGGCCUGCUCGGCCUCACCAUGGUGCUCAACAGCGUGCAGCCUGUGGUUUCAGGGGUCGCGGUUGGGGGUGGAUGGCAAGGCAUCGUUGCCUACAUCAACCUCGGCUGCUACUACAUCUUCGGCCUGCCCCUGGGCUACUUGCUCGGCUACAAGUUCAACUUUGGAGUUGGGGGGAUUUGGUCUGGCAUGCUUUGUGGUAUCACACUUCAGACGAUCAUCUUGCUAGUUGUGAUUUGGAGGACAGAUUGGAAAGCAGAGGCAGCACAAGCUUCAAGCCGUGUGCAAAAGUGGGGCGGCAAAGGCACUGAUGAAGUCAAGCCUCUCCUGCAAUAG